GCUGCAGGCAAAAACCCGGCGCUUCUCUCCCAUCAAGAACGCAACUGAGAUGGAAAAAUGGCCUAGUCUGUUUCUGGUUUUGGAGGUGUUUUUUUCAACAGUCCUGAGCUACCCAAAUGGAGAAAUCGAUAUGGCUUGUGAUUCGCUGUUACCCAUGCAUGGGAACUCUGCCCCACAGAUCUCUCCACCACCAUAUGCCAUCUUUGUCUCCAGCACUGCAUUUAAUCCAGGCGAUGAGAUCACAGUAUCUCUAACAGCGAUGAAUGACUCCAGUUUUAAAGGAUUUUUACUACGGGCCCAAACAAUUGGAGGAUACGUUGCAGUUGGUGCUUUUCGAAUCAUAACUCCUAACACCCAAGGCCUUGUGUGUAACAGCAUUCAGAAUUCUUCUGUGAGUCACACUGACCGGAAAAGCAAGCAAAAAAUAUCUGCAAUUUGGGUUGCUCCUCCUGAUCUGAAGCAUGUAAUCUUCAGCGCAACAGUGCUUCAUAAUUUUACAGUCUUCUGGGCAGAGGUUCAAAGCCAAAUUCUUGUAUCUUCCAGUCUACCACUUUCAAUGUCCUCAAAAGAAGUGUGUGGUGCACAGAAGUUCUGUUUCAGCAGCCCUGCAGGCUGUGAUCCACGUGACUCGAACUGUUACUUUAUGUCAUCACAGGCAUUGAAGAGUGGUGGUUUCAAAUUUGAAAUGAGUGGACUUUCAGAUGGUUAUGUAGCUAUUGGCUUUUCCAAUGAUGCUAUCAUGGGUAAUGAUGACAUCUAUAUUUGUGGAAGGAAUGCUUCAGAUCAUAUUGAAGUUCAACAUGCCUUCUCAACUGGGUAUACUAUUCCAAGUACUCAGUCUCUGGGGAAGGUGGAAAUCCUGGCAACAUCCUUUAACAAUGGACUCAUCAGAUGUUCUUUCAUUUCAAGAAAUGCCAUAUUGACGCAGUCAGGAGCUGGUGGUGACAGUUUAUAUUAUGUAUUUUUGGCGCAUGGGCCAUCAUCAGCUGGGCAGAUACUGAAGCAUCAAAGGACACCCUUUGUCACUAAACAGAGGGUGAACAUUUCAAGCUCUGAAACUCAAGGUGGCACUUGGUCUACACCCUUGAUUAUUAAGGCUCACGGGGCUCUCAUGUUGGUUGCUUGGAUGGCCACGGGCAGCAUAGGAAUGGUAUUUGCUAGGUACUUGAAGUCCAUAAAAAAACCUCUCCUUGGAAAAGAUAUUUGGUUUCAGAUUCACUUUUGGGUGAUGUUGCUAACUGUAGCUGUAACAAUAAUUGCUUUCAUAUUGGCAUUUGUGGCAAGAAAAGGAUGGAGUAGUGGUGCAGAAGCACAUGCUGUUAUUGGAUGCAUUGUUAUGGUUCUAUCUUUCUUUCAACCUUUGAUAGCUUUUUUCCGCCCUUCUCCUCAAAGUAACUGGAGGUUCAUUUUUAAUUGGUUUCACAUGCUUAAUGCUUUAGUCAUCAAAGUAUUGGCAGAUGCUGACCUAUUUUUGGGACUACAGAUGCUCAGCUCUCCUAACCACUGGAUGGUUAAAACUAUGGGUGGCUUUGUGGGCUGGGAAGUGUUAAUAGCCAUCAUACUGGAUGUAAACCUCUGGUUAAAAACGAGAGAAACAUAUGACAAUUCACAGGCCAAGGUGAAAAGUGAAAUAUUACUGCUGCUAAUAUAUCUGUGUGGCAGCCUGGCAUUUGUAAUAGCCCUCCUUGUGGGUAUCGGAAAAAGUUAA
This is a messenger RNA of Eublepharis macularius, 1708 nucleotides long. RefSeq names its product putative ferric-chelate reductase 1. Gene Ontology annotation, molecular function: oxidoreductase activity, acting on metal ions. NCBI's taxonomy places the organism in Eukaryota, Metazoa, Chordata, Lepidosauria, Squamata, Eublepharidae. The record is from RefSeq and is a predicted model, not a curated record. Bases 50 to 1708 code for a protein of 552 amino acids. The transcript has 16 exons.